GAGAAGAUAAGCACGCCAACAUGAGAACAGGCAUGGCGACCUUGUGGAGGCAGCCGAGCCUGGAGUUCGACGUCAAGGUCGUGAGGGUGGCUGGCAUCGAGGCGCGGCUCGAAGGCAGCCUCUUCGUUAGGUACUACGUCCCGGCCGGCGACGGAAGGCGACGGAUCCGCGUGGACACGCGGGAAGUCCCGUGUGGUGGCCCCGGAGACGAUGUUUGUUGGGGCGAGCUGGUGCGCUUUCAGCUGGCGGGGAACGGCCAAGGCGCCGCCGUGGCCACGCCGAGCAAGGUCGCGUUCGAGCUCCGGUGGAGGCCGCGUAUGUCGGCGUCCGGGCUGGCGGCGUUGCUGGGGACGGGGAGGCCGUCGUCGCGGGUGCUGGCGCGGGCUGAACUCGCCGUGGCGACGAAGUCAGCGUCCACGGAGAGCUGGCUCAGGCUCUUGCCUGUGGGACGGGAGCUGGGCGGCGGGUGCAAGGCGCCCAAGCUGCAGGUCGAGGUCAAGCUCGUCAACGGCGCUGUCUCUGCUGCCCGUAAUAUGGCUGUGAUGGCGAGGAAGUCCGGCAGCGGCGUGAACCAGUGCUGCCGUGGCGGCGAGAGCUGCCGUAGCUGCGGGUGGGUUGGGACAGAGGAAGACAUGUUCCUCGCGGCGACGUUUCCUCACUAGAAGAAGUAACAAGAUUAUAAUGGCAAAACAAAAGCA
Molecule: messenger RNA, 698 nt
Organism: Lolium rigidum
Lineage: Eukaryota; Viridiplantae; Streptophyta; Magnoliopsida; Poales; Poaceae
Exons: 1
Coding region: 21-662 (213 amino acids)
Source: RefSeq, a predicted model, not a curated record